CUGCAAGAACAAAGGAAGGCGUGGCUCAGCUGUGCGCGCGCGCGCACACCGGCCUAGCCUAGCCUCGCCGCGAGUGUUCUUCCGCCCACGUACGUAAUUUGACCUUUCACCCCCCAAACAGCGCAGAGACGGGCACGCCCUCUUUUACGACGGAGCAGAAACUGGCAGCAGAGAAAACAAGGCACCACCAGCCCCCGCGCAGUACGUGCAGAGUUACCAGUCCCAGUGUGAAGUGUGUUGCUGGGAGAUGGAGGAGGAGAGGGAGGCGGUGGAGGGAGUCAAACUCCAUAGGAAGGGCCGAGUCAUGAAGGCUCAGUCCGUCCAGUCGGAGGACGAUGUCUUCUUGUUCCAGGGAGGAGGCAGAUCAACUGGGAUUGUGAAAUUCCUGGAGCCACUCAGUCCUCUCCUCAACUACUUUGAGUGUGUGAUAGUCAACAAGGGGAGGGACACGGCAAUUGGAGUGGGGUGCGGGGAACGGAGUUACCCCAUGACCCGCAUGCCUGGCUGGAACAGAAACAGCUGUGGUUACCAUGCCGACGACGGGAAGCUGUACCACGAGAGUGGAAUGGGACGGGCGUUUGGUCCACAGUGUACCACCGGUGACCGCAUGGGAUGUGGAGUGACCUUUGACACUGGGCUGGACCGGGGGAUGGUGGAGGUGUUCUUCACCAAGAACGGUAACCAGGUGGGGGAGGUGGAGAGGAUGAAGAGACCACUCAAUGGGGUAUACCCUCUCAUCGUUGAGCCAGAUUGUGGGUGAUUUUCCCGAGGUGCCGCGUUUCUUUCCACACCCAGUCCACCAUGGCUGCACAGUGUGGGGGAGAAGGUGCGCUACCUCGGUCACUGGAGAAGGACUGCAGACGGAGCCACGGAGCCAAUGGAGGAGGACGAAUCUCCCGAGAACAGAUGGCUGCGUUGUAACGGUGUGAGGUUCCUCGACAACGGACUACUGCUGGAGUAUGCGGGGAUGGGGGGAGGGGUGCAGGACGUGGGGAUAGCGCAGUCACGCUACCCUGUGAAUCGCACCAACCACUACUUUGAGAUCGAGAUAGUCGAGGAGGGGUCCCUGGGGGCCGUUGCUAUUGGACUCGGGAAGACCACCUACCCACUCCACCGACACCCCGGGUGGAACACCGGGGGGGUGGGGUACCACGCGGACGACGGAAAACUCUUCAAGGGGCGGGGUCAGGGGGAUCCGUUUGGGCCAAAGUGCACAGCGGGGGACCGGAUGGGGUGUGGGGUACAGUUUGAGCUGGAGGCGGAGGAGGAGGUGGGGUCAGAGAGUGAAGAGAGUGACACGGAACAAGACGUGGAGCUAGAGCGACCGGUACAGCAGAGACUACUGAUGGGAGAUGGCACGGAGAGCGAAGGGUCGGACAUCUCUGAAGAAUCGUACAGUGACGACUCCAUUCUGGGGGACAUGCUGCUCCCAGACCCUUUCCUGAUUCCUCCGGGCCUUGGACGAGGAGGCCCCUUUCGUUUCGGGGGAGGGAGGCGGCCGUUUGGGAGGGAGCAGAUGAUGGAGGCGGCUGUGCUGCGAAGGAUGGCCCAGAGGCAACGGGAGGGAGGGAGAGGGAGAGAAGCAAGACCUGACCGUCGGACCUGCAUCGUCUACUUCACAAAGAACGGAGAGAAAGUGGGGGAAGUGGAUUGCGAGGUACCCCGGGGUGGAUUUUACCCCGUUGUGGCCAUGCUCAGCCAGGGAGAGAAAAUCCGUGUAAACUUCAACCCAUUAACCGGGUAGCCCCUGUGGUUAUAGGUACAUAAAUUAUUAUGCACUAUAAUACGAGUGGUAUAUUUUUAAAUCGUUUUAGCUGUACAUUGUACAUUCACGUUGUUUUUUAUAUCAUAAGAUAAUGUGACAUUGAAUGACACUGAUAAUAAAUAUUGGUUUGACCAUGACAUCAACAUA
Molecule: messenger RNA, 1912 nt
Organism: Geodia barretti
Lineage: Eukaryota; Metazoa; Porifera; Demospongiae; Tetractinellida; Geodiidae
Source: the annotation of a GenBank genome assembly